Molecule: messenger RNA, 909 nt
Organism: Enterobius vermicularis (human pinworm)
Lineage: Eukaryota; Metazoa; Nematoda; Chromadorea; Rhabditida; Oxyuridae
Source: the annotation of a GenBank genome assembly
CCGUACACAGACAGCAUGUCAUACAACCACCACAUUUCUCUCCCCGAAACCACAAAGAGCCAAUUUGCGAUGCACCUUUGCUACCUUGAUCCUCGCCGCUUGCAUAAUCCUACCAGCUCAAUCCGCAAAGGAAGACCUCACCACGUUCCACUGGUGUCCUCUAACGAAACUGGAACACUGUUCGCUAUACCAAAGCCAACCGACUGCGAGGUUAGCCCCGAGAAGUUACCCAUGGAGGCAAUAAUUACGUUAUACACAAGAAACCUCAGAGAAGCCGAAGCAUUCUCCUGCUUCAAUGUCUCCAGAGAAGUCUGUACAAAGACAUUCCUGCUAAUCUCCCUAGCCGUGACUAAAGAUGAAACUACAAAAGCACCAAUAAGCAGCGUCGUCUGUCAGCAACUUAUCAGCAAUAAACAUUGGGGAAGUAUAACUUUAGAAAAAAUAACUAAUGACUCUUGGUCCAGUAAGCAUCCAGUUCAAUACUCAUACGCUUGGAUGGGCUCAUCCUGCCAUACCACCUCUAAUCUCCACCUACAAGCAGGAACGGCUGCCACAAUAGACGACAAGCACGUCAUAACGACACUUGGUGACGCUAGAGGCUGCCGCCCGUCAUUAGGUACGUGCCGUCUACGUGACAGCUUGUUGGUAUGGAAUACUCACAGAAUGGAACAACAAUGCGAAUAUGAGAAAGAUGGACAAUACGAAGCACAAGUACUCAACGAUAAGAUCUUCGUAAACUCACUACAAACCGUCUUCACAUUUAAAGUAGACCAAGAACCAACUAAACGCGUUCAAAAAGAUUGUAAAUUGACAGACGCCUGGGGUAUGUUAGGAGGUGACAUAAAAACCAUAGACUCUAGAACCUUAAAAAACAGUUCCCUACCUCCACUAAACCGCACUAUGCUAUAA